UCUGCCUUGGAACAGGUGUAACACACAUGGGGCAAUCGCAGUCCACCAGGAACCAUGAGGAUGAUGGGGAAUCAGCCGAGGGCACCAGGACAGACUAUUAUGAGCUUCUACGAGUGGAUUCAGAUGCCACUGGGGAGGAGAUAAAAAAGGCGUAUAAAAGAAGAGCACUGGAAUUACACCCUGAUCGAAAUUAUGGCAACACGGAAGAAGCAACGCAACUAUUUGCAGAAGUUCAAUCGGCUUACGAAGUUCUCUCGGAUCCCCAGGAGCGUGCGUGGUAUGAUUCGCACCGCCAGGUAUUCCAUGGCAGCCAUGGACAAUUCGAAGAAGCGGGCUAUUCAUAUGAUACCCGCAUGACAACAUCGGAUGACCUUUUCCAGCUGUUCACACGAUUUAGUCCCCGGAUGGACUUUAAUGACUCCCCUGAUGGAUUUUAUGGGGGACUUCGGGACACAUUUGCUCGGCUAGCUGCAGAGGAAAGAGCGGCCUGCAAAUGGGAGAAAACUGACACAGUAGAUUACCCGACGUUUGGUUUCCAUAACGACGGCUUCGAAAACGUGGUGCGGCCAUUUUAUUCUGUAUGGGCUGGCUUUUCCACGAAGAAGUCAUUUGCUUGGAAAGAUGUCUAUCGUUAUUCUGAAGCACCUGAUCGGCGUGUUCGUAGAAUGAUGGAGAAGGAAAACAAACGCCUCCGAGAAGAUGGCAUUCGUGAGUUUAAUGGGGCUGUUCGAGCGUUCGUGGCUUUUGUUAGGAAACGCGAUCCUCGGUACAAACAGAAUGCUCAGAGCGAAUCCCAACGGCAGGAGAGUCUCCGUCAGUCAACUGCCGCGCAGGCUGCUCGAUCACGAGCAGCAAAUUCGGCGAAACUACGUGACCAUGUCCCACAGGACUGGUCUAAAUCAGAGUAUCCUAACGAGGAUCAUUCUGACACACCUGAGGAAGAUGUGGAACAUUUCGAAUGUAUUGUUUGCCACAAGAGGUUUAAAAGCCAGAACCAGGUGGAGGCCCAUGAACGUAGCAAGAAGCAUCUGAGGGCCGUCAAACAACUUCGUUGGGAAAUGAGAGCACAGAAUGAACAACUUGAUUUGGAAGAGGCGCCUUAUAAUGACUACGCGCAGCCAAACGAAGCCAUUCCGGGUGUCACGGCAGUCGAACCACCACAAAGCGAAGCCAGUUACAACCCUAGCGAUGAGGUCUUGGACGCAGCUGUUAAUUCCGGCCCCGAACACAUCCCAGGGGUAUCUUCCGAGCAGGACACCACUGUUGCAACUGCCGCAGAGUCUAACGGAACUUCCUGUUCAUUGCCAGCGAGCCCGGUGAACUCCACGGUCCUCGACGAGGAUGACUAUGUGCCACGGGAGUUCAUUGAGAGCAGACUAGACCCUUUAAAAAUGCCUGCCUCGGGUGGAUGCCAGGGCAACGAGUUUGAUAUGCUGUCCCAGGAUUUGCUGGACUGCAAUCUUGAAGAUGAGUCGCGAGUAAAUGGCAAAAAGCCUGGCAAGGCGAAACAACGGCGGGCUCGAAAAGCACAGCGUCCAAUCGAGCACUCUGGAGAUGUUAAGUGUGCCUCAUGCAAUUCCACCUUCCCUUCCAGGACCCAGCUGUUCGCCCAUUUAAAGGAUAAUUUAAGUCAUGCGCAGCCCCCAUCCGCCGUUGGGGGGCCUAAGAAGGGGAAAGCACGGUUCACAUGACCACGGUCAACUCGGCCUCAGGGGGUCAUUCGCAAAUAUGGAACCU
Messenger RNA from Aspergillus steynii IBT 23096, 1737 nucleotides. RefSeq names its product putative C2H2 finger domain protein. The record is from RefSeq and is a predicted model, not a curated record. Gene Ontology annotation, molecular function: nucleic acid binding; zinc ion binding. The transcript is spliced from 2 exons. NCBI's taxonomy places the organism in Eukaryota, Fungi, Ascomycota, Eurotiomycetes, Eurotiales, Aspergillaceae. Gene Ontology annotation, cellular component: cytoplasm. The coding region runs from base 27 to 1691 and encodes 554 amino acids.